UUUUUUCACUAAUUAUUAUUAAUAAAAAUUUACUACUUUUAUUUUAAAAUUGAUAACUGACACAUCUCCACUCCUCGUACUCGAAGUCUCAGAGAAUGGAGAACGAAGGAGAAAAAGAAUUAACGGAAAAACCAGAAGAAGAAGAUGAUGAUGAUGGGCCCCCACCCGGCUGGCAACAGCCCAUUCCUCCACCAGCGUCUACAGCGCCUCCGCCGCCGCCGUCCGAAAUGGCUCAAAUGGUUUGUGGUUCUUGCCGGCGUUUGCUUACACAUCCACAAGGGGCUAAACAUGUGAAAUGUUCAUGUUGUCAGACAAUUAACUUUGUGCUAGAAGAAUACAAUCUCACAACUGAAUGGACAUUUAUUUUCUUGUCAGAUAUUGAUGCACACCAGGUUGGGCAAGUUAAGUGUGCAAGUUGUGCAGCGUUGUUGAUGUAUCCGUAUGGAACUCCACUGGUUAGGUGUUCCUCUUGUCAUGUUGUUACUGAAAUUGGGGAUCAUAACAGGCGGCCCCCUUGGUCUGUACAACAGGCCCAACCAACCCCUCCCAGCAAGGUCCGCUGAACCAGUAAGACUCUUCUUGAUACCAUACUGAAAACGGUUUAUUCUCAGAAUGUGAAGUUCUUGCACAUCAAUGUACAGAAAUAUUAUUGCCAAAAGUAACUUUGUGAUGUUUUUCAUGUGUUUCACAAGUUUGAUUGUUUUUUAAUGAAUUUUCUUUCUUUGUUA
This is a messenger RNA of Pistacia vera, 728 nucleotides long. RefSeq names its product protein LOL2. Bases 96 to 563 code for a protein of 155 amino acids. The record is from RefSeq and is a predicted model, not a curated record. The transcript is spliced from 5 exons. Lineage: Eukaryota; Viridiplantae; Streptophyta; Magnoliopsida; Sapindales; Anacardiaceae.